Oryza sativa Japonica Group (Japanese rice) is the source of this 1330-nucleotide messenger RNA. Its product is annotated as glycerophosphodiester phosphodiesterase GDPD6. Lineage: Eukaryota; Viridiplantae; Streptophyta; Magnoliopsida; Poales; Poaceae. The record is from RefSeq and is a predicted model, not a curated record. Gene Ontology annotation, molecular function: glycerophosphodiester phosphodiesterase activity. Gene Ontology annotation, biological process: lipid metabolic process.
UCCCCGCAACACCGCUCCGUACUCCUUAUAUAUAGCAUCACUCCAUCAGCGUCGAUCGAUCGAUCGAUCCAUACCUCGCCGGCGGCGACGACGACGACGACGAGAUCGAUGGCCUCUCCGUGGGUGGCGAUGGUGGUGCUUGUCUGGUGCGCGGCGAGCGGCGGCGCGGCCGUUGGUCGGUGGAGGAGGAGCGGGGGGGACGCCGAAGGCGCCGCUGCAGACGUCGCGGCCGUUCAACAUCGCGCACCGGGGGUCGAACGGCGAGCUCCCCGAGGAGACGGCGGCGGCGUACAUGCGCGCCAUCGACGAGGGCGCCGACUUCAUCGAGGCCGACGUGACGGCGACCAAGGACGGCCACCUCGUCUGCUUCCACGACACCACCCUCGACGCCACCACCGACGUCGCCGACCACCCCGAGUUCGCCUCCCGCCGUCGCACCCUCGAGGUCCAGUGGACCAACGUCACCGGCUUCUUCAUCACCGAUUUCACCCUGGCCGAGCUCAAGACGCUGAGAUCCAAGCAGAGGUACGCGUUCCGGGACAGGUCCUACAACGGCGGCGAGUCGUCGCGGAUCAUCACGUUCGACGAGUUCAUCGACACCGCGGCUGGCGCGGCGUCGAGGGUGGUGGGCAUCUACCCGGAGAUCAAGAACCCGGUGUUCGUCAACCGGCAGGUGCGGUGGCGCGACGGCAAGAAGUUCGAGGACAAGUUCGUGGCGGCGCUCAAGCGUCGCGGCUACGGCGGCCGGUACAUGUCGCCGGCGUGGGCGGCGCGGCCGGUGUUCAUCCAGUCGUUCGCCCCGACGUCGCUCGUCUACGCCGCCGGCCUCACCGACUCCCCCAUGGUGCUCCUCGUCGACGACACCACGGUGCGCACCGAGGACACGAGCCAGUCCUACGACGAGGUGACCUCGGACGAACACCUCGACUACAUGAGGGAGUACGUCGUCGGCGUCGGGCCGUGGAAGGAUACGGUGGUGCCGCCGACGACGGACAACAAGCUGGCGGCGCCGACGGACCUCGUCGCAAGGGCGCACGCCAGGGGCUUGCAGGUGCACCCCUACACGUACCGGAACGAGAACCAGUUCCUGCACUUCAACUUCCGGCAGGAUCCGUACGCCGAGUACGACUACUGGAUCAACGACGUCGGUGACCUCUUCACCGACUUUCCGGCGAGCCUCCGCCGCUACCAGGAGUGGACCACCGCCGGGAGGAAGGGCUGAUUGAUCGAUCUUCUCUUUGCUAGGAUUAUUCUAGGCAUGGCGACGAUGAUAUAAAAUGCAUUGAUCAUUAGUUCAUUAUUAUGUGGAAUUCUGUUAAGAUAUUAAUUA